Molecule: messenger RNA, 3064 nt
Organism: Callorhinus ursinus (northern fur seal)
Lineage: Eukaryota; Metazoa; Chordata; Mammalia; Carnivora; Otariidae
Gene: RABIF
Product: RAB interacting factor
Biological process (GO): small GTPase-mediated signal transduction; post-Golgi vesicle-mediated transport
Cellular component (GO): membrane; cytosol
Molecular function (GO): zinc ion binding; guanyl-nucleotide exchange factor activity
Source: RefSeq, a predicted model, not a curated record
AAUCCGGAGCGGGGGAAGCGGACGCUUGCGCAGAGGGGGAGUGACCGCCCGUUCCCCGCCCCGUCUCUGAAAGCCGCGCCAGCGCAGUUCCGAAAAGAGCCCGCAAAGACAGCGCCUGCGCGGUCGUGGUCGAGGAAACUGUGGCAGUAGCGGCGAUGGAACCAGCCGAGCCGCUGAACGACUUAGUGUCAGCCGAGGGCCGAAACCGGAAGGCGGUGCUGUGCCAACGCUGUGGCUCCCGGGUGCUGCAGCCAGGGACCGCUCUCUUCUCCCGCCGACAGCUUUUCCUUCCCUCCAUGAGAAAGAAGCCAGCUCUGGCUGAUGGCAGCAAUCCUGAUGGCGAUCUCCUCCAGGAGCACUGGCUGGUUGAUGACAUGUUCAUCUUUGAGAAUGUGGGCUUCACCAAGGACGUGGGCAACAUCAAGUUUCUGGUGUGCGCAGACUGUGAAAUCGGACCAAUUGGCUGGCAUUGCCUAGAUGACAAGAACAGUUUCUACGUGGCCUUGGAACGGGUUUCCCAUGAGUAACUGAGGGGAGGGGGAUGCAGCUCCACCCCCAACUAUAAAAGCUACUCCCCUCAAGAACUGGCCUUUAACCUGGUGUAACCGCUCUGCGGCCACCUUCUCUGUACUAAUGUAAAUGAUGAGUAUCGACAUGUCCGGUUGAACAUGCAUAGGGCUAAUCCCGUUUCCUUAAAGCCUCGAGUGCAUGCCUCUUACGUAGCUCACUUUGCGUCGCCACAUCUCCUAAUCUCCCUUUUCCCCCAGUUGCAGGACACUGGAACAAGUCUACAAAUCUGCUCUCAUCCCUGGCAUCCUGCCUGGGCUCUCUGACCCUGGGCUCCCUUGUUUCUUGCUCUGUAGGAGCAGCAUUCAGCCUUUCAGCCAAGAUGACGCAUGACAGCUGAUGCUCGUGCUAAUAGUGCAGACUCCACCUUUUUGUCUCAUUCAAGAAAGCAUAGAAGUGUCUGAGUGAUUUUGUUGUAUGACUAACUUUAUCUGCAGUCAUCUAUUCUUUUUUAAAAGUGUAGCAUUUACAGACUUUGGUAUUUAAACUACUAAUAAGAAACACGUUACUUCAGACACACCUGUAAUACCAGGUUUGAGAGCUGAGCCUCUAGGUUUAUAGUGACUUUUUAUUGUGAAGAUGAAUAUAUCCCCUUUUCCCUUCAAAUCUUGCUGUGGUUUCUCUUUACAUUGGAAGUAAGUUGAAAUUCAGAUUUUCAGCCCUAUCUGGCAGCCACCCCAGGAAAACUCAUUGCUGGUUUCGACGCAGAGUGGAGGAUAUGGGCAACAGGAGGGACAGACCGUUGCCACGUUAUACAUGACUUUACAGGUGUGUCUUAUCUGCGCGAGUGGCUCUUCCUUUGUUCUUAGGAAAGACUUCUCCAAUGGAUAGUGUCAUCAUUUGCCGAACCUACUAAGCAUGGCCCUCAGAGUUGUGGUUCAGUUGGAAUCCCCGUACCAACUGAGCGCACAGACUUCCUGUCCAAAUGCCACUGUCACUAUGGCUGUGGGGCCGUUCUAACAGUUCAGUGUUAGCAAACUUAUUCACCCUUCAAUAUGAUUGUCACUUGUUCUCUCAUUUCUCUUCUGAAGUGACGCAACAUCUUAGGAAUCUCUAUGACCAGGUCUCAGGUGUCCUCCCAUAGGCCCUACCUCUAAGAUUGAGGAGACCCUAAAAUUGAAAUAAGGACUAAAGAGAAACCCUACAAUCUACAGCCCAUCCUUCUGUAUCUGUUUUCUGCUUGCUUCUGCCUUCUUUCUCCCCAGAACUUUUCUAAGGGCUCCCCAACUAAAGUGCAGGCCUUGGACAUGGUUUUGCAACCAACCUACUCUAGAAAGGUGGCUUCCUUCCCCAGUCAUGGCCUCGGUGAGCUCUAGCUGAAAAUGGGAGAACCGUUCUCUAGACAGUCAGAUGUCCAUGGUCAUGGCAUCUGCAGAAAAACAACUGUGAGAAUUAUCCACUCAGGUCAGAAGGAACAAAACCAAGUAGAUGCCUCUAGGGGCAUGUGGCCCCUCCUAUCACAAGCCAAAACAUACACAAAGCAUUUUUUUUUUAAUUAGACUUUGACUUUUUUUUCCUUUUUUAAUCACAGAAUAGUACACAUUCAUUGCAGAUAAAUACAAAAAUGGGUAUAAACAUUUUUUUAAUCAUUCAUUUCCACCAUCCAGAGAUUGCCUCUGGUAAUGUGGUGAAACUCCGGUUCUCGGUGUUUUUCUAUAUGUAUAUAUAAACAUAUACGGUUUUUAAAAAGAAAUACUAUAUCAUACUGUGCUCUUUUAUAACUUGAUUUUUCCAUUUGACAAAAUACUGACUUCCUACGUUAACAGAUAACCAUCUAUGGACACCCUUGUUUUUAGUAUUCCAUUGUAUUUCUGUAUUAUUUAUUUAAACAAUCUACUAUUAGAUUGCCUCCAGUUUCUUAUAAACAAUGUGAUGUAACGUGCAACUUUAUAGUUAAAUCUGUAUACACAUUCUUAAUUAUUUCCUACGUUAUUAGAAGUAGAAUUGCAGGGUAUGCAUGUUUUCAUGGAUUUGCUCCAUUGACACAUAUUCUUCAAAAACAGCUGUGCUAAUUUCACCCUCCUCCAGCAGUGUAGAAGAGCACUCAUCUCUCUGAAACCUUCCUAACACUGGGUAUUUAUUAUCAUUAAAAGAGUACUUUGCCACUUUAAUAGAAAAAGUAUCUCAUUGUUUUAAUUUGCAUUUAUUUUGCUUAAUGAAAUUUUUAUAUACUUAUUGGUCAUUUGUAUUUUUUUUUAAAGAAUUGCCAAACAUUGUUGCCCCAGUAGCCAAAAAUUAUCAAGUUGUUAUUCUGCCUUUGCAGUUUAAUUUGAAAUAAAGGCAUUUAAACAGUAGAAGUUAGAUUCCUGUAUGUCCUUGGGAAGAAUAUGCAAUUUGAAAAAGCAGAGGAGAGCAGAAACCUGAACCUUAGGGUUUCUCUUGAGGUCUUUCAACGAAUUAAUCAUUUAGUGUCUGCUAUAAAAUGAGGAUGUCACCUCUUUGUUCCCCUUACGCAUAAUAGGCUCUCACAGGCUCUCAAUAAAGACUUGUGAAAUCA